UAGCAACCCUAGUACCGACCACUUACGUUUUCCCCACAUCUCUGUCCUUUCUUCUUCGCUCAUCAAACCGCAAACCAGACCAAACUCAAACAAUUUAAUUUGUUUUUCAUUAAAACGAACCGCUUUUGUCUCUCGUUUUGAUUUCUGUCAUUCGUUAGUAGUUUUACCGUUUUCAAUUUUUAUUAAAACUUCUUUGAUCUGUGUAAAUUCUCAAUCUCAGUUGAAUCCUUAAUAAUUACAUUUACAUCUCUAGGUUUGUUUCGAUUGAUUUUGUGGGUUGAGAAUGGGGAGUAGAAAAGAGGAGAGUUUGAACAGUAAAAACGUGUUUGCAGCGUUGGGUGUGUUGAGGAAGAAGAGGAAACCUUCAGAUACCAAAAAAAGUGAUGAUUCUGAGAAGAAAAGUUCCCAGGAAGAUGUAUUUUGGGCUCCUGCCCCUCUUAAUGUCAAAUCAUGGGCCGAUGUUGAUGAGGAAGAUGACGACGAUUACUAUGCCACCACUACUGCUCCUUCUGCUUCUGGUUGGGCUGCUUCUCAUACCUUGGAUUCUAACCACCAAAUUGAGGGGGACAACGCUGAUGAUGAGGAAACUGAUAGUGAGGCAGAAGGUCUUGAUGAAAUUGAUGAUAAUGUUGAGGAGGAACAUGAAAGUGAACAUGAAACCGAAUCACUAGUAGUAGUGGAUGCAGUUAUUAAGAAGCCUCCUGAAGUUCCGGUGCAAAAGGAAUCUGAAAGGCAGCUGUCAAAGAAGGAGCUUAAGAAAAAGGAACUCGAUGAACUCGAUGCAGUUCUUGCUGAGUUGGGAUUAACCAAACAGGAGAAUGGCAGCCAAGAAAAUUCCCAAGCAGUUGUGCAAGAGAAGAAAAAGGAGAAUGACGGGGAGGCGGAGAAAAAGGAUAAUGCCCCUGGAGAGAGCAAAACUUCCAAAAAGAAGAAAAAGAAGGAGAAGUCGUCAAAGGAAGCAAAAGAAUCUCAUGAUGAGCCACAUGGUGAAGAUGUCGGAAAUGGGACAAACGACACGGCUGAGACAGAGCAAGCAGCAGAUGAUACAUCUGCUGUUGAUGUGAAGGCGCGCUUGAAGAAAGUAGCAUCUUCAAAGAAGAAGAAAUCGAGUAAAGAGACAGAUGCUGCUGCGCGAGCUGCUGCUGGUGAGGCUGCUGCGCGAGCUGCAAAGCUUGCUGCUGCAAAGAAAAAGGAGAAGAAUCACUACAAUCAGCAGCCGGUGCGGUAAGCCAGCUAAAAUUUUGUUCCCUUUUAUGUCACUCUUUUUUCUUUUCUCAUCCUUGGACAUGUACUUGUUAAUUUUGCCAAUGGGCAAUAAAGAUAUAAGGUUCUUUAUUUUGUGAAAAUGACUUUGAACAGGGUUCCUGGUUUUAAAUUUAGGGUUAGGAUUCUUAUAAUUAUGGUUUUUCUAGUCAAUUCACAAUAUCUAAGAAGAGCCAAUUUUGGGUUCUUGAACUUCUAUUGUUGGAAUGAUGAAAGAGUACUAUUUUUUGGUACUGUGAA
Molecule: messenger RNA, 1503 nt
Organism: Mercurialis annua (annual mercury)
Lineage: Eukaryota; Viridiplantae; Streptophyta; Magnoliopsida; Malpighiales; Euphorbiaceae
Exons: 3
Coding region: 284-1228 (314 amino acids)
Source: RefSeq, a predicted model, not a curated record